Molecule: messenger RNA, 2740 nt
Organism: Amyelois transitella
Lineage: Eukaryota; Metazoa; Arthropoda; Insecta; Lepidoptera; Pyralidae
Product: arginine/serine-rich coiled-coil protein 2
Exons: 12
Coding region: 127-1344 (405 amino acids)
Source: RefSeq, a predicted model, not a curated record
UUAUUGACUUGAAGCUUGAGCUUAGUCGGGUAUAAUUAUCUAACGAAUAUUCUAAAAAUUCAUUGUUGCACGUAUUGUUGUACUGCUGAAAAACAUAGCUAGUAUUUUCUGCAUUCAAUCGAAAUAAUGGAAUCUCUUGUGGGUUACGGGAGUGACGACGAAAAUGAUAUUGAGCGAUACGGGAGUCAUCAGGCAUCGGUGAGCGGAGCAUCCACGGGACGCCGCCGGGAUGACGACACCAACUAUGAUGAUGUGAACAUGGACCUUAGCGAGGACUCGCAGGCGGAGUCGGAGCCCGAGCUGCCGCCGGCGGAGCCCGAGCCGAAGCCCCGGGAGGAGCGGCGCGACGGUAAAUACUCCCGCCCGGACAGCCGGGACCGCCCGCGGCGCUCCCGCGAGCGGCGCGAGCGCCCCCGCGACUCCCCGCCGCGGCACGCGCGCCCCGACAAGCGGCCGGACAGGCGGCACGACCCUCAUAGGAGUGACAGGAAGGAUGACCGCGGUCGACCGGAGAGCAGCUCGCGUAGAGGUCUACUAGGGGACCGGCCUGAUGACCGCUCCAUGGAAAACAAGAUGCCUGCGCUGAUGGAUUUGAAGCCGUACGGCGCGGAGCCCCCGCCGGGCCUCGAGCGGAGGUCGCAUGACGCCAGGAACGCCGUGUCGCCCAGGUUCAGCGAGCGCGACCGACCGCGCGACAGACAGCGCGACCGCGACGGCAGGCGCGAGCGCCGCUCCGAGGACAAGUCGUCUCGUCACGAGCGCCGCUCCCGGUCCCGCUCGCGCGGCGCCGCGUUCCCGCCGCCGCAUCACGUUAACACAUCCGGCGAGAGGCGUGGCGGCUCACCGUCAGGCGACUACAGACCUUCGUCAUACAAAGUCAACAAGAAACUGGAAGUUAUGGAGAAAAUGGGUCUACAAAUAAAGACCCCUGACGGCAUGAUGGCGACGGCGCAGCAGCUGCGCGCGGCGGCCGGCGACGCGCCCGCCUCCGCGCUGCCCUCCUACUACAACCCGGGCGCUGUCAACUCUAACAAGAUCAUGGAUCAGGUGCAAAAGCGCAAAUUGCUGUGGUCCAACAAGAACAAGUCGGAAGCUGAGGAGGCGGCGAAAUGGUCCGGCACGAGAUUCGCUCAGGACAACGACGGCAAGCAAGUCUCCAAGUUCAUGAGGCUCAUGGGCAUCAAGGAGCCGAAUGCAGUAAAGGACAAUCCUGACAAAUCAGCGGACCCUAUCAAGAAGCAGGAGGAGCUGUUCCAAGCGAUGCAGGCUCAGUACGAGGUCGCUCGAGCCACCACUCACACCAUGAGAGGAGUCGGCCUGGGCUUCCAGCGAGGACAGUUCUGAAAUUGAGACUUUACAGAAUGGAUUGUGUCAAGUGAAAUUAAUAGUGAUUCCUAAUGUGCGGUGAACGCUUUGUGCAAGAGAAAUGUGUAAUAGUAAUUUACAUUUAUUAGUGAAUUACCGUGAAGUGUAUUUUUGUACACGCCGUCAAGUUGCGGGCGAUAGCUGAUUAAAAAUUAAUUUUCACUGUACCACAUCAUUUUAAUUUUAUAGUAUAAAGAAAGACGCUCCCCUACUGGGCAGCGACUGUCUUUAUACUAUGAAGUGUGUGGUAUAUUUGUAUGUAUGGUUUAUUCUUCCUACACAACGGACUUUGAUGCAGUUAAUUUUUUAAUAGAAAGUGAUUCAACAGGUAGAAUAAUGUAUAAAUGAUACCUGUGCAAAGCCGGGGCGGCUAGUUUUGUAUAUAAAAUUUCUUGUUUGAUUAUUUCUUUGCGUGGGCCAAUGGUGUAUUGUCGGUCAAUGUCACUGUCAAAUCGUCACGGCGUUAUGAUUAGUUUUAGUGAUGCUACAAAAAUCAGUAACGUUAUAUUAUUUAAACACUUAAUAUUGUGAAUGUAAAUGUAUAACUUAAAAUGCCAUUUUGUGCUUAUGUUUAUGUUAAACACAUACAUAUUGUAUAUCUUAUUGGCACAUAAGAUAAUAUGUUUCACAAGUAACUAAAAAUCGAAAGCUGCCCCUUUACUAUGGCACUUUUGACACCGUUUUUAUCGUGCAAAAAGCUUUCGCUGAAAACGCGGGAAAAUCGCGGGAAAACGGGCUAUGAUAACGGGGCUGGUCCACAUUAAAAAGUGUCACAGACGCAUUCUUUGCAGGCCAUCUGUGUCACAGAGACGGUGUCGCCAGUUUCGUUUCGAGAUAAAUAAAUGUACUAAUAUUUAAAAUGUGAAAUUGUCCGUCUUUCACACUAAAACCAUAGAGAACUGAUUUCCAUGAUUUUUUAAAAUAUAUGUAGGAGUACGGGCGGAUAGGCGAAUAGGGUAAUUUUCACGCGAGCGGAACCGCGGGCGCGAUUUAAAUAAAACAUCUUUGUAAGGUAAUGGCAACAUUAAAUUCUGUGGCGCAGGUGCACUACGUUAAGGUGUCCCUAGAAACCUACUAAAAAGCUGUGUGAUAUAAUUUAGAAUUCUAAUAAAUGAUUUAAAAAUGAUGAAUUGAUGUGAACGUGAUCGAGAUCUUCCCUAUGGAGUUGAUUAAUCCAAAGACGUCUAUAAUAUAUUAGUACAAAUUAACCUAAAACUUACAUUGGUAAAGUUCUGUUUAUUAAAAUUAUUGGCAGUAUAUGUGGAUGUCUUUGUUGAUUUGAUCCAGGUGUACCUUUAGUUUUGUAGUUGUCUAGGACUGCAACUGUUAUCAUUUUUAUUGUAAUUUAUAUAACGAAAUAAAUAUUGUAAAUAUA